Molecule: messenger RNA, 1149 nt
Organism: Miscanthus lutarioriparius
Lineage: Eukaryota; Viridiplantae; Streptophyta; Magnoliopsida; Poales; Poaceae
Source: the annotation of a GenBank genome assembly
AUGAGGACCUGGCCCGGGCCGGGCAGGGCGGCGAGGGGCGGGCGAGACGCCUGGCCGCUAUUUUGCCGUCGGGCGCCAUUGCGUGAGAGCGCCUUCGGCCGGGAAAGCCUUGAUCGCCAGGCACGGCUGCCGGGGACACGAGAUAGGAACCUGGAGGGGAGGCGUGGUGGCGAGCCCUCUGCUGGUUUCGCAUACUGUGAAGGGAGGGACCUGCCGGCUCAUAUGGUUGUUCACCCGGCACCAGGAAACACCAAUGGCACAUUAGUCAAUGCUAUUCUUCAUCACUGCAAGAUCUCUACAUUUACUUGCUUAGCGCGCAGUUCAACUGGUGAUGAAUUCCCGGAUUCUUCAGAUGAAGACAUUGAUGUAUUUAAUGUGGAUCAAUUUGCUACUGAAGACGCAAGUUCAGAAGUCCGGAAUGCUCUUGUGCGCCCUGGUAUUGUGCACAGGCUGGAUAAGGGGACAAGCGGACUUCUUGUUGUUGCUAAGGAUGACCAUUCUCAUGCUCAAUUAGCAGAACAGUUCAAGCUGCAUACAAUUCGUAGAGUAUACAUCAGUCUUACUUGUGGCAUGCCGAAUCCAAAUUCUGGCAGGAUUGAGGCAUCUAUUGCACGUGAUCCUAACAAUAGGAUUCGUAUGAUUGCUACUGCUGGAUCAGGCCACAGAUAUGCACGGCAUGCUGCUAGUAGAUCCGGCGCAUGCAAAGUAUAUAGGAUCCCUCUUCUUGGUGAUGAAACUUAUGGAGAUUCAAGCAUCCACAUUCAGGAAAGAUCCUUGAAUUCUCAUGCCCCCCACCACAUGAUUUUUCGGAGGUGCUUGAUGAAUUACGGAAAGUUACAUCAAGUGAUGCCCAAAAUGGUGAUGGUGUUGUCUGAUAAUAAUGUGGUGCCAACACAUAGUGAGACAUGCAGUGAUUUUGUAGCACACAGCAACGUCUGGUUUGAGGUCUAUUUUAUCAGAGCUGAGUACAGUAAGGUUAUCAUUGAUGGAUUUUUGGGGUUAACUGAAGAAGCUGCCCAUGGACUUUCAACAUUUCCAGUGAGAGAUGGAACCAAGACUGGGGAUGUUGAACAAAACAUGAGAACUCUUGGAGAUUUCUUUCAAUACCUAGAAACCGGGUUUAGCUGUGUAUGUGUUUCAUUUAUUUAG